Messenger RNA from Dentiscutata erythropus, 204 nucleotides. NCBI's taxonomy places the organism in Eukaryota, Fungi, Glomeromycota, Glomeromycetes, Diversisporales, Gigasporaceae. The record is from the annotation of a GenBank genome assembly.
ACUACUCUAGACUAUCAGGUUACUAUUAUUACAUCAACUGUUAAAUCAACUGUUACAUCAAACAUUAGACCAACUAUUAUAUCAACUAUUAUAUCAACUAUUAUAUUAAUUAUUAAAUCAACUAUUAUAUCAACUGUUAGAUUAACUGUUACAUCAAACAUUAAACCAACUGUUCUAUCAACAUUAUAUCAACUAUUACAUUAA